Messenger RNA from Seminavis robusta, 1277 nucleotides. Lineage: Eukaryota; Bacillariophyta; Bacillariophyceae; Naviculales; Naviculaceae. The record is from the annotation of a GenBank genome assembly.
CUACAAUGCAACAAAACAAAGGACGAAGCUGGAAACAACACGAAUCCUUGCUGUUCGAAGAAGAGAGAAAAAGUGACUCAGUGGAGGAUCUUGCGAUGACGUCAUUCAAAGAGUAUCAACGACUGAACCAUCAAUUUGGAGGGAGGAAGGGUGCGAACUGCGUGAACUGAAUUUCGUCCCUACCGGUACCGGUACUCUAGUGGACCCCCCUCAUCAGGAGAGGGCGAGUCAACGGUUUCACAGGAGCCAAACCAAUUGAAAAGGGGGACUAGAGUUGCAAAGCACAAAGAGUGUCCAACCGACGAGUCCCUCGAGUUUCUGGGGAGAUACAGAAGCAUUCUUGUGGGAGCCAACUGCAAACCUGGUAUACUGUCGAAGAAGUUUGGUUCCAAGGUUUGCCCAUAUUUACGGAUCAUCAUCGCAAUAAGAUGCCCUUUGACUACCUGUUUCAGGUCGCCCUUAUUGGGGAUUCGUCGGUGGGAAAAUCGGCGUUGAUGAAGCGAAUUGCGCACAAUACAUUUGACGAGGGAGGGACCACCACCCUUGGAGUUGACUUUUGCAUGCGAACGGUAAAGCUGGAGGGAGGAAAAGUUGCCAAAGUCAAGAUUUGCGACACGGCCGGCCAGGAAAGAUUCAGGGCUCUUACUCGGACCUUCUACAAACGAGCGGACGCAAUCAUGCUGGUGUACGAUAUCACAGACAAAGAGUCGUUUGAAAACCUCACAACUUGGAUACGCGAUGUCCAUGAGCAUGCGCCACAAUCGGUCCAGGUGGUCAUUGUCGGCAACAAAGCAGAUCUUUCCAACAGUCGUGCCAUCCCACGAGCGGAUGCCAAGUACUUCGCGGCAGAGCUUGGACUUUCAGCUGUCGAGUUGAGUGCAAAGAGCUCCAAAAAUGUAGAGGAAACCUUUCUGACAAUUGUCAAGGAGAUUGCACGAAAAGCGGAGCGCGACGAGGAGCUCGUACGAAAGUCGGAUCGUGAGAAACUUGUACGAAGAUCGGAGCCUGCCAAGAAACGAGACAAAGUGUAUGCGCCCUCGGAGAUGAUCUUACUGGGCGAGAAGACGGGCAAAAGUACCUCCUCAAGCUGUUGCUACUAGCUAGCUAGCACUUCGAGAGUGUAAGUUCAGGCUGUACCGGCCGCGGUGGUGGCUCUAUGUAGUCGAGGUUUGCAUCUUGCAUGGCGAGACUCACUUGAUAGAGCAUUAAUGCGAGUACCGGUUACCCGACUUACUAAUGCAUAAGAAUUAGAAGCCGGACUCCCUUUUAACCUGUCG